Molecule: messenger RNA, 2444 nt
Organism: Myxocyprinus asiaticus (Chinese sucker)
Lineage: Eukaryota; Metazoa; Chordata; Actinopteri; Cypriniformes; Catostomidae
Gene: tpm2
Product: tropomyosin 2 (beta)
Exons: 9
Coding region: 143-997 (284 amino acids)
Biological process (GO): actin filament organization; muscle contraction
Cellular component (GO): actin filament
Molecular function (GO): actin filament binding
Source: RefSeq, a predicted model, not a curated record
GGGAAGUUUCCAAAAAAGAGCAGAGUUCCUUUGGAAAGGAUUCCAGCCCAGCCUCUCUGCUGUUCAUCCUCAUCGUCUGUGCCUCCUCAAACAACUUGUACUCUUUCUCCUCUGUUGCUGUCAGAAACCAAAGAAAUCCACGAUGGAGGCCAUCAAGAAGAAAAUGCAGAUGUUGAAACUGGACAAGGAGAAUGCCAUCGACCGUGCAGAACAGGCAGAGAUAGACAAGAAAGGUGCAGAAGACAAAUGCAAACAGCUGGAAGAAGAGCUCUUGGCCCUACAGAAGAAGCUAAAGGGUGUGGAGGAUGAAUUGGACAAAUAUUCAGAAUCACUGAAAGACGCUCAGGAGAAACUCGAGCAGGCAGAGAAGAAGGCCACAGACGCCGAGGCUGAGGUGGCGUCCCUGAACAGACGUAUCCAGCUGGUAGAGGAGGAGUUAGAUCGUGCCCAGGAAAGACUCGCCACAGCGCUACAGAAACUUGAGGAGGCAGAGAAAGCCGCAGAUGAGAGCGAGAGAGGAAUGAAGGUGAUUGAGAACAGAGCAACAAAAGAUGAGGAGAAGAUGGAGAUCCAGGAGAUGCAGCUGAAGGAGGCCAAACACAUCGCUGAAGAGGCUGACCGCAAAUAUGAGGAGGUGGCACGUAAGUUGGUGAUCCUUGAGGGUGAACUCGAGCGCUCUGAGGAGCGAGCUGAGGUGGCUGAGGCCAAAUCUGGUGACCUUGAGGAAGAAUUGAAAAAUGUCACCAACAACUUGAAGUCCCUGGAGGCACAGGCUGAGAAGUACUCCACAAAAGAAGACAAAUAUGAAGAGGAAAUCAGAGUACUCACUGACAAACUCAAAGAGGCGGAAACCCGAGCUGAGUUUGCUGAGAGGUCUGUGGCAAAGCUUGAGAAGACUAUUGAUGAUUUAGAAGAGAAACUAGCCCAGGCCAAAGAGGAGAAUCUAAACAUGCAUCAAGUGCUUGACCAAACUCUUCUGGAACUCAACAAUUUAUAAAGGUGGAUUUGUGCAACAAAAACAAGAGUCUUACACCACACUGAGCUUUCCAACAGGGCGUAAUGCACCUGUUCUCUAGCUGUGGGCACACACAGUUCUUAAUUCACUUUGAUAAAUGAAUGUCUUAAAGUCACAAACUUGCCAUUUUCUGUCCAGAAAGUCAUGUGCAAACAAUGAGUCUGAUUCACUAAUAAAUGCGGACAUGUUACAUAUUUAUGUGAACAGAAAAAAAGUUUUCGUGCAAAAUUUCAGCAUAUACGCACAGACAUUUGUUCUUUGUUCUAAUGUUGAGGAAUCUGGAAUAUUCGAAAUGAAGGAGCACAUUGCCAGAGUUAGUAAUUGGAUAAAACAUGCCCAACUAUCUCCAUAUAAAGGCUUUCCGCACAACCUCUCCUGUACAGCGAUGUGUUGCUCUCUGCAUAUACAUAUCUUUAAAGAUGCACUCUCUUCUAAGAACAUGCGCCACAAGAUCUUUGAUUAAAGCUGUGUCAUUCUUAAAACCAGUUGAAACGCAUCAAACACCUUUUAUGUAGUCAUAGCUGUAUUUUUAUGCAAAAUCUCAGAGUGAGCUGUAACAAGCAUCAUUUUUGUUACUCAAAUAGGUAAAACUUAUUGUAGGGUUAUUCAUUUUCUAACAAUAAUAUAUACAUAUAGAUAUAAAGCAAAACAUUCUAACUUAAAACAUUUCAUGUUAUAAUUGCUUGAGUUUUUUUGUGUGUAUGUGGUUUCAGCUGGUUCUAAUUUUUAUGUAAAUUAAGAAUAAUUUAAAGUGCAAACUUAUUGAUGAUUCAUGAUUUCUGCAUAAAAACAUAAACAUGUGCCUACGUACGGUUAAUGAAUUGGGGCCCAGUGUCUUCGAAGGCAGAAGUACAUUAAACCAAACCAAUCAUUUGUGUAUUUGUAAUGUUUGUAUAAACCAAUCCAAAUUAGACUUUCAUUAUGGAUUUAUUUUAAUUUAAAUUUACAAUAUAUUUCAGGCAUUUUUUUUCACCCAAUUUACCUAGUAGCUUUUUGACCAUAAUUGAAAAAUAAUGCUGAAAUGCACUGUAUACCAGAUUCAGUAUAUUCCGAUUUUUAACCAUUCCAACAAUUUACAGUAAAGUUUAUGCAAUAUAUUUUGAAUUGUCUUAAGUUUGUUUAUUACUAUUUUUAUCCAAAUGCACAACAUUGUGAUUGUAACUAAUGUAUGUCUCAUUAUCACUACUGAAUUUUAAAAUGUUUCAGUAUGAAUUGUUCUUACAUUGUUUAAAUGUAUCCACUUCAUUUGUUUUACUCCCUGUAACUCCAAGGUUUAUAAAAGGGAUAUCAUUCUAAUUAUUCUUGCGCAUAUAUAUAUAUAUAUAAUUUUACUAAUUCCUGCCACUCUUUAAUGCAUGACCCAUUCAUGUAUCCUAUGCAAUUGUGUAAGCUCUUUUUGUUUAAAAUUAAUAAAAUAUUGAAAACAGAA